GCCAGAUGCCCUGACAGUCCACCUGUAUUUUCGUUGCCUCCGGUCAGGUCCAUGGAGACCAGCCCAUCCCUGAGGCGCAAGACGGUGAUGCGGGAGAAGGGCCGGCGCCAGGCCGUCCGGGGCCCGGCCUUCAUGUUCAAUGACCGCGGCACCAGCCUCACGGCCGAGGAGGAGCGCUUCCUGGACGCCGCCGAGUACGGCAACAUCCCCGUGGUGCGCAAGAUGCUGGAGGAGUCCAAGACGCUCAACGUCAACUGCGUGGACUACAUGGGCCAGAACGCGCUGCAGCUGGCCGUGGGCAACGAGCACCUGGAGGUGACCGAGCUGCUGCUCAAGAAGGAGAACCUGGCGCGCAUCGGCGACGCGCUGCUGCUGGCCAUCAGCAAGGGCUACGUGCGCAUCGUGGAGGCCAUCCUCGGCCACCCCGGCUUCGCGGCCAGCAAGCGCCUGACGCUGAGCCCCUGCGAGCAGGAGCUGCAGGACGACGACUUCUACGCCUACGACGAGGACGGCACGCGCUUCUCGCCGGACAUCACCCCCAUCAUCCUGGCGGCGCACUGCCAGAAGUACGAGGUGGUGCACAUGCUGCUCAUGAAGGGCGCCCGCAUCGAGCGGCCGCACGACUACUUCUGCAAGUGCGCGGACUGCACGGAGAAGCAGCGGCACGACUCCUUCAGCCACUCGCGCUCCAGGAUCAACGCCUACAAGGGGCUGGCCAGCCCGGCCUACCUGUCUCUGUCCAGCGAGGACCCCGUGCUCACUGCCCUGGAGCUCAGCAACGAGCUGGCCAAGCUGGCCAACAUCGAGAAAGAAUUCAAGAACGACUAUCGGAAGCUGUCCAUGCAAUGCAAAGACUUCGUCGUGGGUGUGCUGGAUCUUUGCCGGGACUCGGAAGAGGUGGAGGCGAUUCUGAACGGAGACCUGGAGUCGGCAGAGCCCGCGGAGGUGCACAGGCACAAGGCUUCGCUGAGCCGUGUCAAACUCGCCAUUAAGUAUGAAGUCAAAAAGUUCGUGGCUCACCCCAACUGCCAGCAGCAGCUCCUGACCAUCUGGUACGAGAACCUCUCCGGCUUGCGGGAACAGACCAUAGCCAUCAAGUGUCUGGUUGUGCUGGUCGUGGCCUUGGGCCUUCCGUUCCUCGCCAUCGGCUACUGGAUGGCACCUUGCAGCCGGCUGGGGAAGGUGCUGCGAAGCCCUUUUAUGAAGUUCGUGGCACACGCUGCCUCCUUCAUCAUCUUCCUGGGCCUGCUCGUGUUCAAUGCCUCAGACCGAUUCGAAGGCAUCACCACGCUGCCAAACGUCACUGUCAUUGACUACCCCAAACAGAUCUUCAGGGUGAAAACCACCCAGUUCACGUGGACUGAGAUGCUGAUUAUGGUCUGGGUUCUCGGCAUGAUGUGGUCCGAAUGUAAGGAGCUGUGGCUGGAGGGGCCGAGGGAGUACAUCCUGCAGCUGUGGAACGUGCUGGACUUUGGGAUGCUGUCCAUCUUCAUCGCCGCGUUCACGGCCAGAUUCCUGGCUUUCCUCCAGGCGACCAAAGCCCAGCGGUACGUGGACAGCUACGUCCAAGAGAGCGACCUCAGCGAAGUGACCCUCCCACCGGAGAUCCAGUACUUCACCUACGCCAGGGAUAAGUGGCUCCCUUCCGACCCUCAGAUCAUAUCCGAAGGCCUCUACGCCAUAGCCGUCGUGCUCAGCUUCUCCCGGAUCGCCUACAUCCUCCCUGCCAACGAGAGCUUUGGCCCCUUACAGAUCUCUCUCGGCAGGACCGUGAAGGACAUCUUCAAGUUCAUGGUCCUCUUUAUUAUGGUGUUUCUUGCCUUUAUGAUCGGCAUGUUCAUACUUUACUCUUACUACCUUGGGGCUAAAGUAAAUGCUGCGUUUACCACAGUAGAAGAAAGUUUCAAGACUUUGUUUUGGUCCAUAUUUGGGUUGUCUGAAGUGACUUCCGUUGUGCUCAAAUACGAUCACAAAUUCAUAGAGAAUAUCGGAUACGUUCUCUAUGGAAUAUACAACGUAACCAUGGUGGUCGUUUUACUCAACAUGCUAAUCGCCAUGAUUAACAGCUCCUAUCAGGAAAUCGAGGAUGACAGUGACGUCGAAUGGAAGUUUGCGCGUUCGAAACUUUGGUUAUCUUAUUUUGAUGAUGGGAAAACAUUACCUCCACCCUUCAGCCUCGUUCCCAGUCCAAAGUCAUUUGUGUAUUUCAUCAUGCGGAUCAUUAACUUUUCCAAAUGCAGACGGAGAAGGCUGCAGAAGGACAUUGAAAUGGGCAUGGGGAACUCGAAGUCCAGGUUAAACCUCUUCACUCAGUCUAACUCAAGAGUUUUUGAAUCACACAGUUUUAACAGCAUUCUCAAUCAGCCAACACGUUAUCAGCAGAUAAUGAAAAGACUAAUAAAGCGAUACGUCUUGAAAGCACAAGUAGACAAAGAGAAUGAUGAAGUGAAUGAAGGUGAAUUAAAAGAAAUCAAGCAAGAUAUCUCCAGCCUCCGUUAUGAACUUCUGGAGGACAAGAGUCAAGCAACUGAGGAGUUAGCCAUUCUAAUUCAUAAACUCAGUGAGAAGCUGCACCCCAGUGGCUGAGGUGUGAAUGACUCGGUGACCUGGAAUGCGGCUUUGACUACAGCACAAAUGUGGGCAAUAAUAUUUCUAAGUAUGAAAUACUUGAAAAACUGUGGUGUACAUUUUAAGUAUUAACUGCCUCUAUCAUGUGAAUCUUUAAAAGUUAGGUUUGAAUGGUUUUACCGUUUUAUCACGUGCGAAUGGUCUUCGUUUUCAUUGCCCGUUUGUAAGGCCUCGACAUUACAAACGGGUGACACGCCAUUGCAUUUAAAGGCCUAGUAUGACUACGUGACUGAUACUUUUGUCCAUUUUAGAAAAAAAUCCAACUACAUCUUUGCACUACCUGUUUGCCUCCAAGAGACUGUAAGCUCCUGGGGGACAGGGACCAUGUCUUCUUCAUCUUUGUGUCUCUAGCAUCUAGUACAGUGCCUGGUACAUAGUAGGUGCUCAGUAAAUGUUGUUGAAACCAACUGCCAACAAAACACAAAAGCAAAUAAAAAGGACAUCACUAUCUAGCACACCUUCUCUUGUCCAAGUGCCGAAGGGAUCGUUUUUAAAAAUAGAAACUAAAAACAUUUUACAAGCAGCUAGGACUUGGUCAUAUUUUCUUAGACAUUUUGGCAUCACUGAUAAUCCUAGAACCUUUGACCCCGAAGAAAGAAUUUAACAAUGAAAUGGGUUAAUAGAAAAUAUCAUUACAUUACAUAUUUAAGUUUCAUAGAAUUGUUCAAAGUAACACAUUAAAGAUUUUUUUUUUUUUAAGUAUGUACUGUUUGCUUGCUGUCUUAGAUUUUCAUUUACUGUUUUUCAGUCAUGUGAAUUUAGUCAGUGGGGUGGUGAAUGUUUUAAGGCUGGGAGUUACAUGUUAUUUUGGUACUAAUUUCUGCUUCUGAUGCUUUAAUGCUAAGUCAGAUGUCCAUAACUGUCUUCCUGUCUUGCCCAUUCACUCCAUUCUGAGUUUUGGAGGGGAUGUUUAUGGGGAAAAAAAUCAGGAAGAGCAGUGGCCGUGAACCUGGAAAGGUGUGUCGGGUAUCAGGUGUGCUUUAUUUCCCGUUGAGGCCUCUUUUGCCAUCAUUGCUUACAAUGAUUGACAUCCUUUUUCGUAUAAAAGCAUUCGGUGAUACUUUCUACACAAAAUAGAUGGUGAUGUAUCUGACUUAUUAUAUAACUGAGCUGAAUACCGGUAAAUCUCCACAACAACUCAUGACUUUGAUAGGAAAGGGGGUACAGGCCAGUAAGUUCCCUCGUCUUCACAGACCGUAAAACACUCAAAGUAUUUUUUUUUAACCAGGUUGGUUUAAAUGUCUCAGAAUUAUGCUUCACAUCUGAUUCUCUUCAGUCUGUUCCUGUCAAGUCUUAUAAGAAUAUGAAUUGUGAUCACACCUCAAAGAUAGUUUCAUAGGUACUAAACACCAAUUAAGUACAUGAAAAAUCAUUAUUCUCACAAAGCAAGGCUUUAUAGACCUGAAGACAAAAAUGAACAUUAAAUGGAACCACAUAAAGCUCUCUAAAGAUUUCUUAAUUUCUACUUUUGGAGACUGAAAAAAUUAAGAAAAAACUUUGUACAUUUUUGCUACCAUCGUAGACGAUUUCAUUAACUUCCGUGCUGUUCUCUAAUAGUACUUUGUCUUAAACGUUUUUCAGAUUGUAUGUAUGUUAUGUUAUGCCUCAGAACUGAAUAAAAUAUUGAAUUUUUUCAUUGUCA
This is a messenger RNA of Pteropus alecto (black flying fox), 4270 nucleotides long. It is a transcript of the gene TRPC3, whose product is annotated as transient receptor potential cation channel subfamily C member 3. The coding region runs from base 52 to 2586 and encodes 844 amino acids. Gene Ontology annotation, biological process: regulation of cytosolic calcium ion concentration; calcium ion transmembrane transport; manganese ion transport. Gene Ontology annotation, cellular component: membrane; cation channel complex. The record is from RefSeq and is a predicted model, not a curated record. Gene Ontology annotation, molecular function: protein binding; inositol 1,4,5 trisphosphate binding; store-operated calcium channel activity. Lineage: Eukaryota; Metazoa; Chordata; Mammalia; Chiroptera; Pteropodidae. The transcript has 11 exons.